Phytophthora infestans T30-4 is the source of this 657-nucleotide messenger RNA. RefSeq lists its product as uncharacterized. Lineage: Eukaryota; Oomycota; Peronosporomycetes; Peronosporales; Peronosporaceae. The transcript has a single exon. The record is from RefSeq and is a predicted model, not a curated record. Bases 1 to 657 code for a protein of 218 amino acids.
AUGUCUGCCUUCUUCGGGCUCACUUUUCUAGGCUCGCAAGGUUCCUUCGACCGAGUGAAAGAAACUCCGAUCCACAUCUUCCAAGGGCGUGACUUCCAAGACGCCUUCAUGCAGACCUAUCGACCCGGUUUCUCUCUAUAUUCCGAAAGUGACGAAGAUGUCCAAGCCGCGAACGCUGAGCUGGAUUCGGCCACCAUCACACUCGCGCAGUUGCCAGACGUGCUACGGCAUCUCUACAAAUGCCCGAAAGGUGCCGAUAACGUGCCAGCCAGCGCUAGAACACUCGUGGAGCAAGCUUUUCGUCUACUAAACGGCACCGACACCUCUCAGUCGAUUGACCUGGCCACGUUCCUGGUUCAAAUGGACGAAGUCUGUCGCCACUCGCAGUCCUUAGAGGCCGCCUCCUCCCACAACGCGUACCUAAAAGACGGCCUUCCUACACGCGAGUUCGUGUCCAACCUCGACUUCCAAGCGAAACUGGUCAAGCACCAACGUAUGGAGAAGGACCCGCGCGAGAAGGCUCUCGCACCUGUGACAGACUCCAUUACGUUCGGCUGGAACGAGCCUACCAUUGCCACUAAGCGGAUGCCGAACAAAAGUUGCGACGAGACACGCUUUGCUAGCGCCAUGGUCAAGGCCGGUGUCUACUACUACUAA